Messenger RNA from Uncinocarpus reesii 1704, 1617 nucleotides. RefSeq lists its product as uncharacterized. Gene Ontology annotation, biological process: regulation of transcription by RNA polymerase II. Lineage: Eukaryota; Fungi; Ascomycota; Eurotiomycetes; Onygenales; Onygenaceae. The coding region runs from base 1 to 1617 and encodes 538 amino acids. The transcript has a single exon. The record is from RefSeq and is a predicted model, not a curated record. Gene Ontology annotation, molecular function: protein dimerization activity; DNA-binding transcription factor activity, RNA polymerase II-specific; RNA polymerase II cis-regulatory region sequence-specific DNA binding.
AUGGCGGAAGCGACUUUUAUUAAAACAGAACCAGACGACCAACUGAACAAUUCGAGCCAUUUCAUGAUGUCCAAUUCUACAUAUGGAAUGCCCAGCCCGUCGUUUAGCAACCAAUUCGGCAAUUCUGGAACGAAUGAUGGCAUUGAUCCUUCCGAACUUCUCAUGCACAAUGGCGGCUUCAUGUCGAAUCCUUUCAGUUCACCGCAGAACCUGUCAUCGAGUUUUAACCACGGCAACUCUGGAAUUGAUACUGAAGAAUUGCUCAACUUGGAAAUCAAUGGACAAAACACGCUACGCGAUGGGCCCUUCAACUUGACCUCUGACCAGCCGCAGCACACUGGUAUUUCCAUGAGCCACCAAGGCCAAAUGUCGCAUAUCUACUCUAGUACUCCAGAUGGCGGCCCUAUUAACAGUCCUUUUAUCCGUGGCGGUUUCGGCUAUGACCAGUUUCGGCCAAUACAGCAGCACACCCCACAAGAUGCGUCGCCGCAUAUGAACGGCGCAAACGUGCAGUUCGAUCAGAAUUACCUUGCUGGAAAAUCGCGAGCAGGCUUCCAAAUUGACAGGAAUUCCGUGGACCCACGGAGCCCGAUGUCGCCCAAGACUUCAGCCAUGGCUGGCCUGAACAUUGCCACGCCCGAGUCAGGUAGUUUCCCGUCGCAACCGAUAAGGGCCGUACCACUGCAGACCCAACACCAGAAGAACAUGGCAAACCAGUGGGAUGGCACACCAGGCAGUGCACAUUCCUUGAUAGAAUCUCCAAUCUCUUCCCCCGGCCACCCGUCCCAGCACCUUGGAAUUUCGGAGAUCCUCAAAUCUGGGAAACACGCUUCUCUCCCCACCAAAGUCGGGCAUCAUAGCAGCGCCCAACAGGCUCUGGAGUCCCAAGAGGCAAAAAGAAAGCGUCGCCGCCAAUCACAUAACCUAGUAGAGCGACGCAGGCGCGACAACAUCAACGAGAGAAUUCAAGAUCUUUCCCAUCUUGUCCCGCAACAUCGUUUGGAGGACGAAAAAAUACGAAAGCAGCUCCUUAAUAACUCGUCACUCUCUGGCACUGUGGGCGGGUCGGGAAUAAGCCCAACCAGUGCCGCGACUUCUCUUCUUGCAGGUGGCUGUGGACGACGGGCGACAAGUGGUAACAUCACAAUGGGACUACCAAUCGAAGAAAAGGAAAAGGGUCCAAACAAGGGUGAUAUACUAAAUGGAGCGGUUGGCUGGACCAGGGAUCUCAUGUGGUCGCUACAUCGUAAGCUGGAGCAAGAAGAUCAGCUGGCGGAAUUGAUCACCUCCUUGGGUGGAACGUGGCCUUUUGAGCAAACGGAAGAAGACAAGCGGAUGCGGACAGAGCUACUUGAUGCCAUGGAGAAGAACAAUGCGAAUACAUUUGCCUACAGUCGCGCUCCAGGAUCUGGACUUCGGGUUCCCAAGCACACUAAUAUCGCUGGUGAGCCACUCCAACGUCAAGGGUUGAAUUCGCAGAGCCUCAGCCCCGGAUUUCCCAAUGGUGGAAGCGGCAACACUAGCGGCGGGAGCGGCCAAGCACAAUUCUGGAACACGUCCGGACAUGCGGGUAUGAGUUUCAAAGAAGAGGACGAAUACUCGAUGGAUAUGAAUUGA